AUGGCGCGGCUGCCGAACCUGGUGCUGCCGUGGGUGCCGAGUCCGAACGAGCGAGGGUCGUCGAGCGACCUGCCCACUCCCGAGAUUCGAGACGACGUGCUGCGAGCCAGGGUGAAGGAAGGUGCGCGUGGGAAUGGGCGUGUAAGAAAUGCGUAUCCGAUCCGCGCCAACACUGGAUUGCGAAUCACAUCGUUGCGUCCCACCAACCUGCUUCGUCCUGCCGCUAAGAUCGCCCCGGAUCGCUCUUUGUUGACUCAUUGCUGCCCUCGCGGCCGCCUCCACGCGCGUGGAAGCGGCGCGUGGCCGCUGCCUUGUCGCCACGGCCCACCUCCUCUCCGUCAUCCCACCUCUCACUUCUCCCGCUCCCCCUCUCUACCUUCUUAUCCACCGCUGUGCUCCCUCUCCCUGCCUUCCCCCACCCCCGCUGCGUUCCCCCUCUCUGCCUCUCCGCACCGCUCUGCGCCUCCCUGCAUGCCUUGCCCCUCGCGGCGUGCGCGAGCAGCGCAGCAGACGGCGGUGAGUGCGCGCGUGGGGUGGGCGGUGCUGCACGUGGUGGUGCCGGCGGCGCUGCUGCUGCUCAACACGUCGCUCGCGCAGGCCCUUGUGCAGCAGCCCGUGGGGGCGGAAGCGGUGUGCUACGGGGUGCUCUUCCUCGCCACGCUGCUGCAGUACCUCUACACCUCGGGCUCCUCGCCUGGGUACGUGCAGGAUGUGGCUGGCAGCCUGCAGGCAGCCGUGGCAGCAGCCAAUGCACGCCAUGUCGCCACACACGCCGUGCCACCGCCUUCACCAGCGUCCCCCGCUCCUACUUCCUCCCCAUCCUGCGUGGUGGUGCCCCUGCCCCCUCCCAGGGGGAAAGGGGGUGGCGAGGGGGGCAGGGGGGAGUCUGGUCUGCACUCUCAACCCCUUCCGCUUGCUCCCAGUGCUGAGCGCGCCCAUGGCCCCUGGGCCCUGCUCGCCCCCUGCCUGCCCGGCUGCCGGUGGUGCGGGCACGUGGGGUGCAGGUGGUGCGGGGACAGGGGGUGCCGCUGGUGUGGUGAUGGGGCGGAUGCACCGUGCGAUGACGUAGAGAGAGGGGCGGAGGCUGCAGAGGGAGAGUGGGAGGGACGUAGCUGCUGUGGGGCACGGGCGUGGGGUGCUGCGAGGGUGGGAAAUAAGGGUGAUGGGGGAGAAGAGGGGGAGGGAGGGGGUGUUGAAGGGAGGGAAGGAGGGGCAAGAUUGUUGCUGCUGCCCCUGCCAGCACAGCCAUCUCGACUCACAGCAGCGCAGUCAAAUUUCCUCGUCUCCCAAUUCAGGUCUCCCCACCACUCCCUCCCUCUCGCGCACACCACGUCAUCUCUCUCUUGCCUCCUGCGCUGCAUCUCUUGCAACCCCCCAUCUCUCUGCAAUAGCUUCCGACACUCUCUCCUGCCCAUGGUAGUGCCUACCUCAAGUUCCUCCCUCCACUCCCCCCCCCACCUUCUCAAUCCCAGCAGUGCGCGGCGGUGGUGCCCGUACUGCCGAGUGCAGCAACCAGUGCGCGCCAAGCACUGCUACGACUGCGGCCGCUGUGUGCUGCGCUUCGAUCACCACUGCUUCUGGGUCUCCACAUGCAUCGGCCUGCGCAACCAUGCGCGCUUCUGGGUGUACCUGGUGUUGGAGUGCUGCCUCACGUGCUGGUCGCUGCUCAUCUGCCUCUCCGCCUUCACCGCCCCCAUCUCACCCAACCACUGGUCCGUCCCUCCUGCCCCAUCCCUGCCUCACCUCCCCUCACGCCCACCUCACCCCGUCCACGGCAUGCCAACCACCUCUCUCUCACCCCCUUCUUCCGUGUGCCCUCCCCCAUCGCCAUCCAUGCACCACCUUCCAUGUCCCCCUCCACUGUCCACCCCCUCCCCACCGGGCACCAGGCUGGAGCACCAGCUGUCAGCGCUGGCGUUCACGGCGCUGCUGCUGCCGCUCGCCGUGUUCCUCGCCAUCCUCGUGUGCUUCCACACGCACCUUAUUCUCACGGCACAGACAACAUAUGAAGCCACCAGGAAGCAUCGCAUCUCCUAUCUGCGGUCGGUACCCGGGGACGUCCAUCCGUUCAGCCAGGGCGCCUGCCGCAAUGUGCUGCACCUGUGCUGCCUCAGUCGCCAUGUGCUGCCGAUUUAUGCCGUCCCAUCGCCAGCCGUGCUGCACGCCAUGGCCUCUGGGGCAUACACCACUCGCUCACGGACGUGGGGGCCGUGUUGCUCCUGA
Molecule: messenger RNA, 2223 nt
Organism: Closterium sp. NIES-65
Lineage: Eukaryota; Viridiplantae; Streptophyta; Zygnematophyceae; Desmidiales; Closteriaceae
Source: the annotation of a GenBank genome assembly